AUGACUAGCACUACUGGUGAAGAUCGAGAGAAGAAGAGUAAGACGAACAGUGGACCGGUAGAAGCACUCGAAGACCCAGAAACUACAAGGGCAGGUCAGGCAGCCGAGCCCGGUGAUGAGCCACUGGGCUCUGCCUCGUCGGAGUCUAGAGGUAUUGCAGAAGCAGAAGAGAGCAAAUUGAAUUCCCAACCCGGCGAUGAGCCACAGAGCACAGCCUCAGCUGCAAUGCUAGAUGAGGUACAAAGCGCCAUCCCCAAACUUAUCUCAAGCAGGAGUAGUCCCAUUUUUGACCGCUCGGAGCCAUUCUGGCAAUACAUGAGAAUCGCGACAGCCACGGGCAGACCAAUUCCUCAAAGUAUCAGAGAGGCCGAAGCUUUAUUGAACGCCGAAGAAAUGUACAUCAUUCCCAAUAUGUCAGCUAGUAACGACCCCGAGAAUGAGACUCCGCACAAGAAGCAGAAACUGAGCAAUCUGCCGAUGGCCUACCAUUCCACGUAUUCUCAAGAAGACUCCGAGGCUUACUAUUCCACGUAUUCUCGAGACGACUUCGACGAGCCGAGCUACACAGCAGUCUUGGAUCUAGAGUGGGGUUGGCACGUCGACAAACGGAAGGUAGCCCAACCCCUGAGAAAGGACUUCGUGAGAGUGAAAGAAGAGCAGAGCUGGCUGAACGAUCCUGCGUAUCAAUGCAAGAAUCAUUCUGAAGCCUGUCACAACCUGGGCAUUGUCGAUGAACAAUAUCUCCAGAUACCAGGAAUGCGCCAGGAUGCCGUUUUAGAAGAAUGGCAACCGGUAGCCGUAAACAGACUUGACCAGAUCCGACGAAUGGGUCUGACCAGAGGAGCGAUUCUCGCAGACGCUGUCGGCCUUGGUAAAUCCUGGGAGGCACUGGCACUCAUGAUGCACAUGGUCAGAACGGGAAGCCACCAAGGCAAACCUUUCAUUGUUGUUGCUCCAUCUCUCUUUGUUGAUCAAUGGGCCGAGAAAAUACACGCAAUGACUGAUAUUUUCCAUAUCUGGAUCUAUGCGCCCAACCGGCAAGGCGAUGAUGCAUCAUCCGAGAACCGCAUUGUAACGAGAUUGGAGGCGCAGCAUGAAGUAUUCGGGAGCAAGGAACAAGACCCCGCAGUGGUUGUGACCAGCUACGAGACACUCUCAAGCACGCAUGGUCCCUCGGCUGUCAAAAAAUGGUGCUGGAAUAACGCGGAAGUCUAUGAUCCGGACGCACUAGACAUGCCGGCUCGUUGCACCCGUUCCUUACGAGGAAAGUUCUCAAUGGCGGUCUUCGACGAAGCGCACUUGCUAUGCACACGUAGGUCGGGCUUUUCGCUCGCCGGUAUGUGGUUACACGCCCCUUUCAACCUGCUUCUGACCGCAACUCCGUUCUUCCGUGGCAUUCGUGAUUUUGGCAGCUAUGCGCCAAUCUUGCUUUGGCCAUAUCCUCUACCUGCCAACGCUUAUGACCCCACUCGAUUGACUAGUAUCUUCCAUUCUGCAUUUGGUUCAGACGAUUCAAGAAUCUUGUGCAGUAGAGAGUUUGUCUUCAAGCAUGUUCUGGCGCCGAACAUCGAUUCUCCGCAACUUCGCAUUCGUGCCAUACUAAAACACUUGAUGGUUCGACGGACCGUAGCGUCUUGCGUAUGGUUAGACUCAGAUCGGAAAAUCAGCGCGUGUCCCCCAGCAGCAUUAAGGGUACCCAUGAUCACUCCUUUCAAGGACGCAGAACUUCAGAUUUAUCAGCACUGUGCGGAUAAGUACCAGAGCAAUUUCCUUGAACCGAAUCCUAAAAAUUACACGCUUUACAAAUGGGACAUGCAAAAACUCCGUCAAGUGCUUAUGGGAUCAACCUGGAUUGGGCUUAUUGCUCUGGAACGGCGCUUGGCUUCCACGAGUUUAAUCUCUGACAUUGAGGCUCUCAAUGACGGUAGAAACGAGGUGCUUCAGAGAUUCCGGGAGGCCCUGGAGAAAGACGGAAUACCAAUGGCAGGGGAACAGGGAAGAAGCUUCUAUCAGAAACCAUUGCCAGCAGCAACAGAUUCGGAUGCGGGUCCGAGUGAUGGGAACAGAGAUCCUCUACACCUCAAGUCCGAAGGGCUCGAUCUUCUUCUGCACGGGUCACCAAAGAUGCGUUCUCUCAUGAAAUCGCUCAAACUCCAGGUGUGUCUUCUAGGCGAGAAGGCCGUGAUCUGGACAUACCACCCAGGAGAAGAAGUUUUCGUCGGUGCAGCCCUUCAUGAAACAGGCAUUCCGUUCGCAAUCCUCCAUCCGGACUCCCAGAAGGAGAGGAGAGACAGCAUCAUCACGGAUUUCACCUGUACAAGCGGCAAUGGAUGCAUGGUCCUUGUUCUUUCGUACCUGGUUCCCUCUCUGGACUUGAAUCUACACUUGGCGUGCCGGCAGGUUCACCUGUUCUCGCCGCCCCCCUCUCGUGCAGUGUUUGACCAAGCAGUGGGACGGGUCCUCGCCUUCCGGUGUGGAGAAACCCGGCCGGUGACUAUUUUCGAGCAUCAGGUCCCCAAUACUCUCAACAUCAAUCUUGACAGGCACAGCAGGUGGAGUGAUCUACCUGGCUUCCAGACAAAUAUGUGUAAAAGUUUGGCGCCCAACUUGAAGAAGGGCGCGUUUGACCUUAGAUGGUACGUGAUCCGAGACGAUCAAAUUGUGGCUCUGGGACGUGGAGAGCCUCUGGCGAAGGGCGAUAUCCGGGACCCAUGGCAGACGAUCGAAAGGGUAAAGCGUUCGAUAUGGAACAGAAGCUAG
Molecule: messenger RNA, 2760 nt
Organism: Aspergillus aculeatinus CBS 121060
Lineage: Eukaryota; Fungi; Ascomycota; Eurotiomycetes; Eurotiales; Aspergillaceae
Exons: 1
Coding region: 1-2760 (919 amino acids)
Molecular function (GO): ATP-dependent chromatin remodeler activity; ATP binding
Source: RefSeq, a predicted model, not a curated record